Messenger RNA from Musca domestica (house fly), 1033 nucleotides. RefSeq names its product proteasome subunit alpha type-5 (gene Prosalpha5). Gene Ontology annotation, cellular component: proteasome core complex; proteasome core complex, alpha-subunit complex; nucleus. The record is from RefSeq and is a predicted model, not a curated record. The transcript is spliced from 2 exons. Bases 177 to 905 code for a protein of 242 amino acids. Gene Ontology annotation, biological process: proteasome-mediated ubiquitin-dependent protein catabolic process. NCBI's taxonomy places the organism in Eukaryota, Metazoa, Arthropoda, Insecta, Diptera, Muscidae.
UGUUAUCUUUGUGCAAAAGUGUUUUGUCAUUUUGCACAUUCAGACUAGGCUCUAGACUGUUUUGGGAACCAAAUUAGUUUGAUUGAUACCGCCAAUUAGAAAUCAGAUAAAUACGAAUAUAAGUAAAUAUUUCAUUUUGUCGGGUACAAGUUAUUUGAUUAUUAAAGGUUCUAAAGAUGUUUCUCACACGCUCUGAAUACGAUCGCGGAGUAAAUACGUUUUCUCCAGAAGGAAGACUUUUCCAAGUGGAAUAUGCUAUCGAAGCCAUUAAGCUGGGAUCUACUGCCAUUGGCAUAUGUACAUCAGAAGGGGUCGUUUUGGCUGUUGAGAAACGGAUUACUUCUUCACUAAUGGUGCCAAGCACAGUGGAAAAGAUUGUUGAAGUCGACAAACACAUUGGCUGUGCCACAUCUGGAUUAAUGGCUGAUGCCAGAACAUUAAUAGAGAGGGCACGAGUCGAAUGCCAAAAUCACUGGUUUGUUUAUAAUGAACGCAUGUCUAUUGAAUCUUGUGCUCAAGCUGUAUCGGCACUGGCUAUACAGUUUGGUGACAGUGGUGAUGGCGGUUCAGCUAUGAGUCGACCAUUUGGUGUGGCCAUUCUUUUUGCGGGCAUAGAAGAAGGAAAGCCACAGCUUUGGCACAUGGAUCCAUCCGGUACAUACAUUAGAUAUGGUGCAAAAGCCAUUGGUUCCGGAAGUGAGGGUGCUCAGCAAAAUUUACAAGAUAAUUAUACCGCUGAAAUGAGCUUAAAUGAUGCCAUUGUCUUAGCAUUAAACACUUUGAAACAGGUAAUGGAGGAUAAAAUAAAUUCGACCAAUGUUGAGGUGAUGACCAUGACGUCGGAGAAACUGUUCCGCAUGCAUACAAAAGAAGAAGUCGAGCAAAUAAUAAGUGACUUGGCUUAGAACAUCAUCUUUAUUAUAUUAAAGCAUCCAAUGUAAAAGUAAUUUUUAAAAUGUAAUAUUUCUUUCUAUAAUUUUAUGAACUGAAGGUUCAACAAGGGCAAAUACAAAGUUUUCAUUAAAAAAUUCAA